Messenger RNA from Dracunculus medinensis (Guinea worm), 618 nucleotides. NCBI's taxonomy places the organism in Eukaryota, Metazoa, Nematoda, Chromadorea, Rhabditida, Dracunculidae. The record is from the annotation of a GenBank genome assembly.
ACCUCAUAUUCAUUUGAAGGAACAAUGAUACGAUUGCAAUCAGGUCUACUGAAACGGGUUGAAGACAUGAGCACAGAGGAUUUUGUGCUCUCAGCAGCAAUGAAACCAGAUCUCAGCCUCUGUAACAGUACGGUUAUUCGAAUUCAACAAAUUGGUAGCGAACAAUAUGUUCUAGUAACUUUUGCCAUUGGAGAACAAAAUAUUCAGGUUUCAAAAUCAGCAGUGGAAUAUCCAUAUUUUGUAGUUGAACAAGGUUGGUCUUCAUGCAGUCCAGAAAAAACUCGUUCUAUAUAUGGCUUAAUAUGCAGACAGUUGGUGGUGGGUGAUGUGUGUAUUAUAAUUCGCCAUGACGAGAAAAUAGAAGAAGGUCCAGGUGAAGCGGCCUCAAGUGAAGUAGGAUCAUCGUCUGCUAUGAGUUUACAACUUGCUUCUACAUCGCGUUCUUUUCGGUUACAACGCCACCGCCAACACCACCCCUAUUCACAUAUAAGGCAAAGUGGUGCUGGUAGAAGUCGUCGAUCUGCAUCUGCUACUCCAGGGCAUAGAGCUUCACUUCUAUUACCAAUGUCUAGUUUGACUCAACGAUUGACUCGCAAACGACGUAAAUCAGCCGUAUAA